Messenger RNA from Myripristis murdjan (pinecone soldierfish), 1939 nucleotides. It is a transcript of the gene vdac2, whose product is annotated as voltage-dependent anion channel 2. The record is from RefSeq and is a predicted model, not a curated record. Gene Ontology annotation, biological process: monoatomic anion transmembrane transport. Gene Ontology annotation, molecular function: voltage-gated monoatomic anion channel activity. The coding region runs from base 160 to 1011 and encodes 283 amino acids. Gene Ontology annotation, cellular component: mitochondrial outer membrane. The transcript is spliced from 9 exons. NCBI's taxonomy places the organism in Eukaryota, Metazoa, Chordata, Actinopteri, Holocentriformes, Holocentridae.
GGGUCCUGCGACGGGAUGUGAUAGGUCUGGAUUUCAUUACAGUGCAGUCUCCUUCAGCUCGCCCUCCAACCGGAGAAGCCUCCCUCGGCCGUGCGGUGUGAGGAACAUCUUGUUUAAAGUCACUUUAGUGUGCCGCUAGCCCCUUCUUCUACUGGUACAAUGGCUGUGCCUCCUUCAUAUGCUGACCUGGGCAAGUCUGCCAAGGACAUCUUCAACAAAGGCUAUGGAUUUGGCUUGGUGAAGCUUGAUGUCAAGACAAAGUCAGCCAGUGGAGUGGAAUUUAAAACAUCCGGGUCCUCCAACACUGAUACCAGCAAAGUGGCGGGCAGCUUGGAAACUAAAUAUAAAAGGUCAGAAUAUGGCCUCACUUUCACUGAGAAGUGGAACACUGACAACACCUUGGGAACAGAGAUCACUAUUGAAGAUCAGAUUGCCAAGGGACUGAAGCUGACUUUUGACACAACCUUCUCACCAAACACCGGCAAGAAGAGUGGCAAAGUUAAGACAGCCUACAAGCGCGAGUAUGUCAACUUGGGCUGUGAUGUUGACUUUGACUUCGCUGGCCCCACUAUCCAUGGAGCUGCUGUUGUAGGUUACGAGGGCUGGCUUGCUGGUUACCAGAUGACCUUUGACACGGCCAAAUCCAAGAUGACCCAGAACAACUUUGCCAUUGGCUACAAGACAGGAGACUUCCAGUUGCAUACCAAUGUCAAUGACGGAGCAGAGUUUGGAGGCUCUAUCUACCAGAAAGUGAGCGACAAGCUGGAGACAGCAGUCAACCUGGCAUGGACCGCAGGCAGCAACAGCACACGCUUCGGCAUCGCAGCCAAAUACCAGCUGGACAAGGAUGCUUCCCUCAGUGCUAAAGUGAACAACACUAGCCUUGUUGGUGUUGGGUACACCCAGACUCUUAGACCAGGUGUGAAACUCACCCUGUCUGCUCUGGUGGACGGAAAGAGCAUCAACGCAGGAGGCCACAAGCUUGGUUUGGGGUUGGAGCUGGAGGCCUAAACUCUCCUCAGAUUGCAGGGGACUAGGGAAUAUCAGAAGAAUCUGGCCUUAAGUGUAUUUCCAACUCAAACCAGCAAGGGGAAAUCUUUUGAGAGAUUGGUUCAAAGGCUACAACAACAAACUCUGUAUUUCCUUGAGUACCAAUUAAAGUUGGUGCUUGCAUCAUUGGUAUAUUUAUCUUGUUUUUGCUUUUUACUUUGUAGUUGUAUCUAUUCAAGAGACAAACUGUGGUUGAUUAUGUAUACACCUCGUCAUUGUUUCUGUCCAGCACUGCCAUGACAAUGAAAUCCAAUACAAGUCACUCUGCCUGUUGUCAACUCAUUUGUGUUAAUCCCCGACACAUUGUAUUUCGUGAGAAAAUAAGUUGGAUUUGUGGGGUGAGCUUGGUCAUACCUUCUCUCUGAUUUGACAAUUAUGAUCAUCUGAUAUUCCUCUGUCAUCUGAACCCAUCUCAUUUGCAAACCAUGUCGAAUACACUAGGCUUUUUCUGCUAUUAUUUAAAUACUGCUGUACCUUUCCUCUUCAUGCACACAAGGACAAACUAAAGCUCUGUAGUGUUUUGUUUCGUGUCGGCCAUCAGGGUUUGAGAUGUUCUGUUAAAGCUGUACAUGACCCUCCCUUAAACUGGGCAGUUUUUGGGUGGCAUAAAAUUGGGUCUGUAAGUUUGGGAGAAACCUGUGUACUUGGCCGACCAAACAGAAUCUUUUUUGUUUUGCUUAUUUUUUACUUAACAGACAACUGAGGGACAUAAUUAUUGUUCACAGUAAUGCCAAACUGGAUUGUUGUCCGGAUGUGGUGUAAUUAAAGUUGCACGUGUACACUCUCUUGGUAAAGCUGCCUUGUACUGGGCAGCAGGGACAGUGCCCACAGGAAGUCUUGGAGGUCCUUAUGUGUAUGUAUAACUUUUCAAUAAAGUCUUUGAACUCCA